AGCAGACUUCGUGUUGAGGCCCAGGCCCCCCAGACACGAGAUAUAUCUGUCUGCGUAUUAUUAUGUACCUAAUGUAUUACUGCCGGAUGGGAUGAAUUCCGCGGUAUGUGGACAUGGACCAAUGGCCAUCACUUCAGGCCCCGAGCUGAGGUGCCGAUUGAAUUGGAGCGAGAACAUGGUCAGUGACAACGCUUCCAGCAACUGGCUUGUCCAAAAUCCACAACACCUGGCAAGCGACGCAUUUCUUGGGCUCUGACUCGCUCAUGUCGACUCCUUUUGACUUUGUGCGCUCUCUUGGCCGUUGGACCGAAUGACGGGCACGGAUGCUCGCCCACCCCCUCCGCCCAAAGUCAGGGUUUAUGUAACCGAGGUCGAAUCGAUCCAUGGUACAAAGUAUAUAUAUUGGUGCUUCUAGCCUUCCCUCUCAGGCGGUUGAGGUUGCGGCUCAAGUCAGACCAUCUUUUUGCAAACUGUUAUAGACUCGAUCCAUUCUGUGCUACAUCACACUUACCUCAGAGGCAGUCAAACCAUGGCGUACGCACAAUCAUGGCUCGAUCUGGAGAAGAACCUGGGUGGUCGCAUGGUCAUGACCGGGACUCCAGAAGAAAUCCGAGCCCAAUAUGACCAACUGGUGGCCAUGCUCCUUCCUCAACUGCCUCCCCCAUCAGAGGCGGUCGAGAGCAAAGACGGUGAAGUCGAGGGCGUCAAGUACCGCUUGUACACGCCCAAGGAGGCGGCCAAGUCGGGACCCCUCCCCGUCGCCAUCUGGACGCACGGGGGAGGAUGGAUGACCGGCGACCUCAACUCAGACGACUUGCUUUGCAGGAUCAUCGCCGAAGCUGUUCCCUCAAUCAUCAUAAGCGUGGACUACCGACUUGCUCCUGAGCACAAGGUCCCCACACAGCUCCAGGACUGUCUGACCGUGUACAAAUGGGCACGGCAAAACGCGGCGUCGUAUGGCGGUGACCCAAGCAAAUUCUACACCAUUGGUGGCUCUGCCGGUGGUGCUCUGGCCCUCCAAAUCGCCAACCGCCUGGUCAAAGACCCCUCGAAGCGCGAUGGGAUCAAGGGCAUUGCCGCCAUUGUGCCCUGUGCACUGCACUGGGACCACGUCCCGGACGAGCACAAGGACAUUUACAAGGCAUACGAAGAGAACAAGGAAGGCGUGCCCAUCAUCGACAAGAACUCGAUGCAGAUCUUCUACGAGCACGCAGGCGCCGACCCCAAGGACAGCGACAUCUUCGUCGCCCUGGCCAAGGAGAACCACGCCAAUUUCCCGCCCACGUACCUGGUCAGCUGUGAAAAGGACCCCUUGCGGGACGAUGCCUACGUGAUGGAAGCGUCGUUGAAGAAAGCCGGCGUCCCCACCAAGCACGACCACUACAAGGGACUGCCUCACUAUUUCUGGAUCUUCCCUUCUGUGCCCGAGGGGCAGCAGUUCGUGGGCAACUUGAUUGGAGGCGUGAAGUGGCUUAUCUCGCAGAUGUAAAUAGAUGGACUGGACUGCUUCAGCAGGAUCCGUUCAGGAUGGCGCUUUCGCGGCCUAGGAGCCAGGGAUUCUCGCCUCCUCAAAGCACUCUGAGAAUCCCUGUUCCCACAUAGAGGAAAGAGGCUAGCAAACGAAGAGAUGAUUACGGAAGCAAUAUUAUUAUUCCAU
Molecule: messenger RNA, 1657 nt
Organism: Cladophialophora immunda
Lineage: Eukaryota; Fungi; Ascomycota; Eurotiomycetes; Chaetothyriales; Herpotrichiellaceae
Exons: 3
Coding region: 530-1489 (319 amino acids)
Molecular function (GO): hydrolase activity
Source: RefSeq, a predicted model, not a curated record